Messenger RNA from Fomitopsis serialis, 1593 nucleotides. Its product is annotated as lipid droplet-associated perilipin protein. Gene Ontology annotation, biological process: positive regulation of triglyceride storage; lipid storage. The transcript is spliced from 3 exons. The coding region runs from base 104 to 1216 and encodes 370 amino acids. The record is from RefSeq and is a predicted model, not a curated record. Lineage: Eukaryota; Fungi; Basidiomycota; Agaricomycetes; Polyporales; Fomitopsidaceae. Gene Ontology annotation, cellular component: cytosol; lipid droplet.
ACCCUGCAGUCUGGCGCAACGCUGCUCCUCAUCUUAUCGUGUUCCUUUAUUUUCCUCGCACACGACCCUACCACCUCUGCAGUAGCCUGCGCACAAGCCAACGAUGGCAACGCAAACCACCCAAGAGACGACCCGCACACCCGAGCUCACCAUCAUCACCCGCGUCGCGUCCAUCCCCCUCGUCGCGUCCUCCCUGAGUACCCUCCACGACACGCUCACGAACAACGCGCUCACCCGCCAACCCUACACGACUGCCACCACCCUCUCCAAGUCCGCGCUCGGGUACGCGGAGCCCCUCCAACACCGCUUCGCGCCUCUGCUCGUCCGCGCGGACGAGUACGCCAACCUUGGCUUUGACGCAGUCGAGAGCAGGUACCCGUACCCGUUCAAGACAACACCGGAGGACAUCGUCAAGGACUUCAAGACACGCAGCGACAAUGCGAAAGACCUCGCGAACAAGACUAUUGACGAGCGAGUGAAGAGCCCUGUGGCGAACGUCGCAGGGGGCAUCGACCAGCGCUUCGCACCGAUCGUUGACUACUUCCAACUCGCGGUCUCCAAAAUAUACCCUGUUACUAACGGCUCUGCGGAGCCUGCACACCCGGAGACGAAGUACCAGUACCAGCGCGCCUACGCCCUCUCCAAGGAGCUCACCGAGCAGCUUCGCACUUACUCCACUGAGCAGCUCAACCAGCUCAAGACGCACAAUGCGCUCGUCAAGCGUGCAUCGGGGACAGCCCACGACAUCUCCACGCUCGCGUCGACGAGCUACGGUACCGCCCAGACAAAAGUGCACACACUCUCUGACACGAUGCUCACCGAGCUGCACCAGGUGCGCGCGACAACAGCCGCCCUCCCCGCCCACGCCCAAGCAGCCUUCUCCGACAUCUCGCAGCAGCUCUCCUCGACGAUCUCCGACCUGACCGUGAUCCUCAAGUCCGAGGAGCCGGUGCACGCGAAGGUGACGAAGGUCAAGGAGACCGUGCAGGAGCGCGUGCAGCCGAUCCUCGCGGCCGCGGCCGCGCGUGUGCAGGAGAUGCUGAGCGUCGUGCGCGCGCGCGUGGGCGAGAAGACGGAGCAGGGCAAGACGGUCGUCGGUGAUGGCAUUGUGCUGGGCGAGGGCGCGGUGGUGGAGACAGUAGAGAGUGUGAAGCCAUCGGAGGAGGCGGCGGCCCCUGUGACGGUGGCGAACGGGAACGGGAACGGGCAUGCUUGAAGGGUCUCUUCCGAGUGUGGUGGCUUGGUGGUGGCUCGGUUCCUCGAUUUCUUCCUUCUCGAAAGGCGUCGUCCCCAGAUGUUUACAACUUAGCGGUGUUGCAAUGUGCUGCAGCACUGAUACUUUAUUCGUCUCUCUUCUCCUCUGCCCUGCCAUAGACGAUGCAGCUACGCCCCUCUCUUAGACACCUGGAUUUCGUACGAUGUAUUACAAACUCGUAGACGACGCUUGUAAUGUUAUAGGCUGUCUCAAUGGAAUUACAUAAGUCAUCUGACCAUUCUCGAUUUUGCAUGAAGGGUAGGUGACCACGUUACCGUAUGUGAAGGGACAGCCCGCUGAAGCGCUGACGAUUGACAACGAUGUCACUAGCCUCAGUU